Messenger RNA from Limulus polyphemus (Atlantic horseshoe crab), 2931 nucleotides. RefSeq lists its product as uncharacterized. The transcript is spliced from 13 exons. Lineage: Eukaryota; Metazoa; Arthropoda; Merostomata; Xiphosura; Limulidae. The coding region runs from base 244 to 2424 and encodes 726 amino acids. The record is from RefSeq and is a predicted model, not a curated record.
UCACACUCCAUACAUAUUUGUAACAUUGUUUACAGAGAGAUUAAUAACAUCGUAGUUGGUUGUGAAAACGAAAAAAUAUGUGAAUUACGUAUAUAUAGGAGCAAUGAAUUGUAUUGUUUUUAGAAAAAAUACAAUUAGGAAUCCUUCAUAGCACAUGUAUGUUAAACUAACUGCAAAACGAAAAACAAACAUUUUAACAAGGCCUGUUACAGUGAUCUGUGAACAGGACACUAGUAUUAAAAUAUGGAAUCUUCAGAAAUGAAGACAGUCAGAAGAAGUGAAAGGAAUAUUAAAAUUCGUCAGCUAUAUUCACCAGAACCAUCUUCAUCAAAGACAAAAAACAGAGCUACAAAGAAAGUAAACAGGACUUUUAGAUAUGUGUUACCAGAAAUAGUUACACAAGAACAGUACACAGAAGUCAGUGGAAAACCCUUUUGCUGUGAUAUUUGCAAGUCACCCUAUGUUAUACAUCCACAUAGGAAAAUAAAAAGGAGAAUAAGAAACCUUCCAGCUCCUCGUCAUCAUUUGGACCCAGAAACAAAUAAAAAUUUAAUCUUGUGUAAUGCCUGUGGUUUAGCAAUAAAAACUAAAAAAUCAAAAAGGCCCAAAAAAGACAAAAUUAUUCCAUCUCCAGAAGAAAAGGAGAAGUACUUAAGAGAAGCUCAGGCAUUUGCUCUUUCUCUUGUGGAAGUGCUUAGAGAUCAAGAUGCUGAACGGCUCUUCUGUCCAGAAUUUAAACAGCAACCUUGUGCAUGCUUGCAGAAGUAUAUAAUUGGUGGAGGUGAUACAGAGAGACCAGAACUAAAAGCAGGACAUCUUCUUCACCUUUUGAAAGAGGCAAAACAGUUGAGCAGAUUAAAGUGUUACACAGUUGAGCAGAAUAAUGGAAAACAAAAGAAACGACCUGCACACAAUGUUGGUCUUGGAAAUGGACAAAAAAGAAGUGUGAAAUUUGAAGAAUUUGUCCUGCAGAAACGAAACUACCUGAAACAUAGUUUAGGGCUGUGUGAACGUGCAACACAGCGCGUUCUCAUGUACUCCAAUAAUUUUCUGCACAAGAGAUUAAAAACCGAGCCUGAGAAAGGGCCACGAGUUGAGAGGAAAAAAGGAAAAGCUGCUCUUGGUCUUUUAAAGCCAGUCACAGAUCUGGCAACAGAAACAUGUUGUCUCAAUUAUUGUAUAUUGAUGGCAAUAUCUCAUGAGCUUUUGCUGGAAGAAUGGAGAGAACGAGCCAAAUCAGGACAGGCUGAGGCGCGAAGAGUUCUGGCUGAAAUGCUUACUCCCUCUGGCGGUGGAAGAACAAAUUGUUACAAGUUUAUUUCGAUGGUUACAGGAUGUAGUUACACUACUAUUACAAAGGUCAAUGAUCAGAUGAGGCGAACUGGUGGGAACCGGGAACCACCUGAACAUGGGCUCAAACGAAGGUGGCAGUCAGAAACUCAAGAAAAGGUUAUUGAUGAAGCAAAUUUAGAAAAAGAUGUGGAUAAGGCCGAACAGCAAGGAACUGAAUCUUUAGCACGUCCUUCCAACAACGAAAUAAGCAAAACAACCACUUCAACAAAUAGUCAGGUCCCUGUGCCAUUUUCUGAUGGUAAACAUGCAGGAAACUCUCAACAAAAUUCUAAUGUUCAGGUAUUUCUAACACUUGAUCCAACUUCUAGAGAGCAAACAGUUAUUCUUUCUCCACCAGAGGGCAGUAUAAAUCUUCCAACAAAUUUCCAAGUUUUUUCUCCCCAAGAUACAAAUUAUCAACCAUUUAGAGAACCUUUACCACCAUAUCCAGAGAGGCCAGAUGAGAACCUGAGUACAGAAGUUAAUAAAGUCCAGCAAGCUGAUCCGAACUCACCUAACCCUAUAAACACAGCUACGGAUACUUGUCCACUUGUAGUACCCACAGCACAGAGCUGCAACUCUCAGUCUACAACUACUCUGUCUGUUCAGGAUCCUCUAUUGCCUAGUACUCAACCUGUUCACCAGCUGGUGCUAGAAGGAAUCCAGAGAGACCACUUUGGAACACAGUUCCUUAAUGCAGGGCUUGGUAACAUCAUCAUCAUACAUUCAUCACCUUCUCACAGUCAGCCAUUUGAAACAUCAGUAGGUCUUCCAGCCUCAUCGUUGAAUCAAGAUGGAUUAGAAAAUUCCAGCACAGGAGAAUUACGAUUUAUAUCUAAUCUGCAGAAAUCUUCCCAUACUGGUGAUAUUAGUAGUUCAUCACCUGUAUUGUCUAGUUCUACAGUCGACCCUCAGGAACAGACUCUGUCUCUCCACGUUAAUGUAAACCCAAGCAUUUCAUCUUUACCCUCUUGUAACGUCUCGCAGCUUAAAAUUCCUCUUCAUCCUCCUCCUUCCUAUGUUCAACACACUGCAGCGGCUGUUGCAACGGGUAUUGGCAGUUCAACACAGCUCUCAGUUCCCCUUGGCUAAGUAACUGUUAAAAUUAACUUCUGUAUCCCUAGUUUAGUGUUGAGAUCCAUGGUCAUUAAGUCUACCAAUUUUAUACUCUUGUUUUCAUUAAAUUAAUUCUUCAAAAUAAAGACGUUUCUCUCUCUCUUUGUCUGCCACCAAAGUAAUUAGGUGAUAUUAAAAGAGUACAUAGAUUUAAUAAUUAGCUUCUUCUAAAAGAUAAAGAAUAGUUUGAGUAUAUAGUCAUUUUCACAACAUUAGGCAUGUACAGAUAAUUGGGAUUGUCACUGCAGGAAUAAUUUCCAAUACAUUAUUUUUAGCUUUAAAAGUUGAGGUAUAGUAAGAGUUUUUUUUAAAGUUCAUUACAUAGUUGAAUAUAGUUAAAACUGAGUUAGAGAAACAAAACUAGCACUAACAAAUAGUUUGAUAUUUAAUGUAUCUAGCUUGGAAAGAAUUUACAUUGAUAAACUAUUAUUAGUCUUAUGACUGAGUUCUUGUAAUAAAAUUGUGACUGAGUUGCAAACCUAA